Messenger RNA from Mirounga angustirostris (Northern elephant seal), 624 nucleotides. Its product is annotated as keratin-associated protein 13-2-like. Lineage: Eukaryota; Metazoa; Chordata; Mammalia; Carnivora; Phocidae. The record is from RefSeq and is a predicted model, not a curated record. Bases 1 to 624 code for a protein of 207 amino acids. The transcript has 2 exons.
AUGGAGAAUCUCUCUCCUGACAAGUUAACCCUGAAGAUGCAACCAGUGGACUAUGACAGUAUUCACAGUGUUUUCUCAGCAGAGCUCACAUCUCCUAUGAAUAUGUCCUACAGCUGUUGCUCUGGAAACUUCUCCUCCCGCUCCCUUGGGGGCUACCUGCGCUACCCAGGCUCCUCCUGUGGCUCUUACCCCAGCAACCUGGUCUACCGCACUGACCUCUGCUCUCCCAGCACCUGCCAACUGGGCUCCUCUCUCUCCAGUGGCUGUCAGGAGACCUGCUGUGAGCCCACCAGCUGCCAGACAUCCCGUGUGGUGUCCAGCCCCUGCCAGAUGUCCUGCUAUCGCCGGAGGACCUCCACGCUCUGCAAUCCCUGCUGGAUGACUUACCUUGGGCCCAGCUUUGGGUCUAGCAGCCACUGUCCUCUAGGCUAUGGAUCCAGAAGCUGCUACUCACUGGGCUGUAGGUCCAGUGAUUGCAAACCCCUGGGUUAUGGAGUCUGUGGCUUCCCCACCUUGGGCUGUGGAUCCAGAUUCUGCUACCCAACUUAUUUUGGUUUUCAUAAUCUCCAGCCAUUUUGCUACAAACCAAUCUAUGGACCUGGCUUCUACAGAUUAACUUGUUGA